AUGAGUAGCAACAACGACCGGUCGAUGCAGCUCGACGAGGGGGUUGAUGAGGCUCGUGACGUUGGCCCUGGCCCUUCGCCCGCCACCGUGUUUGAGGAACACGCACCUGACGAGAGUGUUCCAUGGAACGGGAACACGGCCGAAGACGGCGCCAGCGCGCCGGCGGCCGCGGCCGAGCUGGUGCUCAACCGUGAUGCCGACGAUGGUGCCGACGCCGAUGCUUGGGUGGUGCUUGACCUUGACGACGGCGAGGGUGGACCUGAUCCUCUGGCCUCGCAUGCAGAGGCUUGCCUGGACCCUCCGCUCGCCGAGCCGACGGGCGGCGAGUCGUGGUGGUCUUUUGCCUGGUCUGCUGCUGCUGGCCAGGCCAACGGCGACUCUUUCGCCGGGGCAUCGGCUGAUGCCGGCCCGCCUGGCGUGGAGCCUGAAGCGGCCGAGGGCGGGGACGUGUGCGGCGAAGGCUUGACCGACGAUUGCGCAGCAGCGGCAGGGGGCGUUGUCGUGCUGGCCGAGUGCAUGCCAGCGGCGCCGGAGCCGAUGAUACGCGAAUGCGUGGAGGCGAACCGGGCGAGCGUGACCGAUGAAGUGGUGCGAGCCAACGAGGACGAGGGUGAGCCUACAGCACGGAGCGCUGUGGUAGUUGUUGCCUCGACCACCGAUUUGAACAUACGCCGCCCCGCGGUGGUGGUGGUGCCGGGCAUGCUUCCGCCGCCGGCGCUGACGACGCUCCCCGGAGCGCCGACCGAGAUCGACAAGUUCAUUCUCCGGAUCUGGCAAUCGCUGCGCUGGGUGUGGGACGCCAUUCUAGGCGUGCUAUUCGGCUACUCGGCCGGUGGCGAGUGA
Molecule: messenger RNA, 843 nt
Organism: Thecamonas trahens ATCC 50062
Lineage: Eukaryota; Apusomonadida; Apusomonadidae
Exons: 1
Coding region: 1-843 (280 amino acids)
Source: RefSeq, a predicted model, not a curated record